Molecule: messenger RNA, 892 nt
Organism: Salpingoeca rosetta
Lineage: Eukaryota; Choanoflagellata; Craspedida; Salpingoecidae
Product: Dnajc17 protein
Exons: 8
Coding region: 103-684 (193 amino acids)
Biological process (GO): spliceosomal complex disassembly
Cellular component (GO): spliceosomal complex
Source: RefSeq, a predicted model, not a curated record
AGAAGAAGAAGAAGAACAAAAAAAAAAGAAGAAGUGCGCGAACGACCAAGAAGCAAGCGAACGAGCAACCAAGCAGCGAGCAAGACAGACAGAGAAGACGGGAUGGAGGAUGGGUCGUGUCCGUACGAGGUGCUGGGUGUGCCCACCACCGCAACAGAGGCAGAGAUUCGCAAGGCAUACAAGAAGCUGGCCCUCAAGUACCACCCCGACAAGAAUCCAGAUGACCCAGAGACAGCGGAGAAGAUGUUCCGGCGAGCUGUCAUGGCAUCAGAGAUGCUGCUGGAUGCCACAGCAAAGGCUGCAUAUGACAAGGUGUUGAAGGCGAGGCAGGCUGCACGCGUGCGUUCGGAGAAGAUGGAUGCAGAGCACCGCAAAGCAAGAGAAGACCUUGAGGCGAGGGAACAGGCACACAAGCGCAGCAAGACUGCAGCAGAGACAUUGCAACGUGACUUGGAAGCACAGAUUCGCAGAUUACGGGCUGAGGGCGCACGCAAGCUACAGGAGGAAGAGGACAGGUUCAGGGAAAUGCUGAGGACAGCGAAUCGAGGAGAUCAGGUGGAUGCGACGGUGGUGAAGAGCGACUUCUCCGAGGACUUUGAAGCAAAAGUGCUGGCACGCAUGCGUGCUCAUGGCCACGCACGAAGAGAACACAUGCAGCAGCAACAGCAGCAACAGGCUGCGUAGCUGUUGGUGGUGGGUGAGAACGUGCUGUGGGAGAAGAGGAGGCCGAGAACUGAGUUCGCACGCAGGCACUUGACAUCAACGGCCUUGUUGUUGCUGUGGCUGCUGUUGGUGAUGGCGAGCUUCCUUUUGCAACUGUUUGGUUAGAUUGGAUGAUAUGACACGCAAUGUACACAGAGAUGCGUCGCAAUAAACAAUCCUUCAUGUCAAA